Molecule: messenger RNA, 18271 nt
Organism: Wyeomyia smithii (pitcher-plant mosquito)
Lineage: Eukaryota; Metazoa; Arthropoda; Insecta; Diptera; Culicidae
Gene: Rab3-GAP
Product: rab3 GTPase-activating protein non-catalytic subunit
Exons: 5
Coding region: 170-4435 (1421 amino acids)
Biological process (GO): regulation of GTPase activity
Source: RefSeq, a predicted model, not a curated record
UUAUUAUUCUUGUGCACUGAAUGUCGUGUUUCCUAUAUUAAAAUUAGUCAUCGUCGUCAUCAAAAAUACGAAAGAAAAUCGUACAAUUUAAAUUUGUAGCGCAAUAACAGCAUUGUAGGUUAAUGGCCGAUUGAGUUUGUGCGUUGUUGAUUUAUAUGCAAUCCUUGAAAUGUCGUGCGAAGUGAAGCUACUAUCUAGUGUGGACGACCUUCGUGAAGUCCAGGAGCAGUUCGGAUUAGGCUCAGAAGAGAACUGGCUCAACGCGGUAUGUUACUCGCUGUCACCAGCCGGAGACAUCCUAGCAUUCGGCCAUGGUUCAAUUUUGAUCAUCCUUUCCUCUAAAUGGGACCGACAGCGACAAUUGAAUGCAUAUAAAAUAGCCUGGAAAGGGGCAAUCGAUGAUCCGAAUUGUCUGAUUACUGGUGUACUGUGCGCUCCGCUACUAGGCCAGGGAAGCACCCAGACGAGUGUUGAUUUUAGUUUUAUCAUAGUGGGACUGGAUAGUGGUCAGGUGUUGUUCUAUGGUGAAAAUGGUACUUUGGUUCACUCGCAGUUGUUUCAUCCGGAGCCGGUGCAGGCCAUCAAGGCUCAAAGUGGAAAACAUGUCAACGAAGAAGUGUACGUGUUUCAUCCGUCCUGCGUGAUAAUUUUUCAAGGUUCUCAAUUAUUUCCCUUGCUAAGAAGCCUAAAGCAACAAAUUAGCCGAUAUGGGGUGGGAAGUGCGCGGGUGAACGAAGCACAGGAGAGUAUCGCCUGUCGGAAGUGGAAUUAUGGUAAAGGAAUUAACGUGCAAGAUGCGGUCGUCGUUGGACCGCAGAAAACUUGCACGUUCGAUCAUCUCUUGACGGCCAGUGUGGAGGGUGGUUUCUUCGCGAAGUAUCGCCAUGCUCCGCCACAGAAUUCGCUGAUCGUUGCGGCAGGAACAAAGCCGUACGUUGGGUUUCAUUACGCAAAGGAAGGUUUCACGCAGCCAGUGCUGGCCGAUGUGGCACGAGCGGUGGCCAGCAAAAUCAAAUCGGCUUUACCCUCUUGGUUCGGUGGCCCAUCAGCGACACCGCAGACUCCGUCCGAACCGCAGCUUCCCACCUCGGAACCGCUGGUGUGCCGCUUCGGUUUGUGCGAUCAGCAACGGAGCGCGUACUCGGUAUGGCUAGCGCCAAAUUUCGCCCUGGCAGCAGUGGCCGACCAUCUGGGCCGUGUGAUCCUGGUUGACUGCUCCAGGGGGAUUGCACUGCGAGUUUGGAAGGGCUAUCGUGACGCCCAGUGUGGCUUCAUGGAAGUAGCCGAAAAGGUUGCUAAAACGUCGGACAGCGGACCCGCCAGGAUUGACCGCCGGAAGGCAAUGUUUUUGGUGAUUUACGCUCCUCGCCGGUCGAUGCUGGAAGUGUGGGCGCUGCAGACGGGACCGAAAGUGGCUGCCUUCGGGGCAUGCAAAAACGGUCAACUCAUUUAUAAUACGCACAGCUUCAUGGGCGUCAGCAUGGGAAACAGCAAGGUGCGCUACACUGGGCUCGGUUGUACGUUUUUCGAUCCGAGCGAUUGUUCGCUUAAGGAGAUCAGCAUUCCGUUCCAUUGUGCGCUGAGUGAUUCUAAGUCCAAGACUGCUAAAGAUUUGCAUUUAUUGAAGCGACUGAAGAUUUGCCUGAAGACGGGCGAUGGAAGCGACGCGGAAGAGCAAGAGGAAAUUGAAAUGUGCAAAAGCUUUGAGACGGCAGAGAUUAAACUGCAGUGUGUUGAAAUGUUAGCGAAACAUCGAAAGAUUACUGCGCGUUUGUUUCGGAAAGCGAUGGACAUUUUCGGUAGCUUCGAGGAGGGGUUGGAGGAGCAUGGUUUGUUAGAGGCGGACGAGCUUCAUAGGGCAAUGCAUCUGAGGGCUGUGUGUGAAAAUUACAAAAAGUUAACGUUAUUUUAUCAAUUCUUAACUGACGAAGUCGAUGUUAAUAUGCUAGUGAAUGUUAAACCAGAAUCUGAACCACCAGAGCAAUCAGAAGAAGUAGCUCAACCGUUAAAGGACUUGGAAGAAACCGAAGAGAUAACUGAUCCAACCGAAGGGAGUGAGAAACCUUUAUGCAGCGAAGAAAUUAGGCGGAAAAGUUCCACCCUGGUGGAAGCUGCAGACGAAAAUGUCAAACUUUCUGAAAUAGAGUUGGCGUCGAUUGGGAAACUGAUUGAACUGCUAACGAUGAAUGGUUCCCUGGAGGGAACAUCCACGACACGGGUUACCUUCGAGGAUUCGACGGCGAAAAGUAACGUAUUUCAAGAAUAUUUGUCAUACUUCAAUGUUUCCACCGAAGGCUUAAUUUUGCUCAAGGAAGAUUCCGCUAUCCUGUACAGUUCAUUGGGAAAGAUUAUCUUCGAAGACGUUUACCACCAGGCAAGUGGCUCGCCUCGGCUUAGCGGGUUUGCUACAGUAGCUGGUACUACCGGUAUUCUUUACGAAGAUCUGCUCAAACUAUUCCUAGCAUAUUGGUUGCGACUUCCGUUUGUAUAUCGGGACAUCGCUGAGCUUGUCGAAGAUUUGAAUAAGUUCAGCAAAGUUCUACGAAGGAUUUGCUUGCUCGCUAAAGACAAGAUAAGGUUUGAAAACAACACUAUCUGUGUAUGGUGGCAGAAUGCACGGGAAUACUUGCUGGAGUCACCCUGUGCCCUGCGAGGAUUGCUGGCAGCUAUAAUGUGUCGCAACGAAGCGCUAAAGUACGAGGAGAGCAGUGACGAAGAAGACUACCAAUUCGAGGAAGUGUCGCAGGAAGCCUGUCAGUGGACUCUGCUGAUCGGGAAGCUGGACGAUGUGGCCGUUCUUGGCACCAUACUGGCCGAGUGUCUUAAAUGUUCGCAAGCAAAAUAUACCGGCCUAAACUACCAGAAGCCGAGCGUCAGUCUGAAAGAGAUUUUAAAAGGAGGACAGGGAAUUGUUGCCGAAAUGGUUGCAAAAUGGGUGGGUGCUAGCGGAAUUGAUCCGGAAAAAUUGGUGAUCGAAGUUCCGGAUGAAGCUGUAGAGAACGAGCAAGCAGGAGUACAAGAACCUGCCAGCAGUGAGAGGAAAGAACGAAAGCGACUGCAACUUAUAAAACAAAAUCUUUUACAAACCAGCGAAUAUGGCGGAAGUAGUGAUACUGAAUUAGAUCCCAUCCUGUAUAAUCUUAGCAUUCUUCGAAGACAUUUUCCUUUCAGUCUGGAUAGUGGUACCUUACUGUGCCAUCUGGCGUGGGAGUACAUCUGUGAUUGGAGUAAAAAUAUGGCGAACAUGAACAGCCUGCAGGCGGGUCUGGCAUGCUUGAACGCGAUUCCGCGUCUUCAGUAUUCCAUGAAACACGGCCUUUGCUGCAUGAUUUGGAACGCACAUCUGAAAAUUCCUCUGGAAGCAACGAAAAAACUUGUGAAUAAGGUCGGUCGGCUUCCGAAGGAGAAACUUUGCCUUCAGGACAUCGGAAUAUCCGAUGCUCUGGUGCCCCAAUUUCUCGAAAGUUGCCUGAGGUUUUUCGAUCAUUUUUCGCAAUCCAUCGACCACGACAAACUUGAGCUGCGCUUUGAAGAGUUACUGCAACAAGGGCCGAUACCGUUGACACUGUUGGCAAUUCAACAGACCCCCGCCCACAUGGCCCUGCUCAAGCUACAUCACGAGCUGACAACGGUUUUGCUCAUACUGACCUCGUUCAACGUGAAGUACCAGAAACCGGUGCAGCAGUUCUUUGACGCCACGGCCAACCAGUCGUUUUUUGCCGAAAUCAACCGGCCGCUGGCAUACAGUCUUCCGAAAGCCGAUCUGCUGCUGAAACGUGUGCGGUUCGAAUUUCUGUGCAAAACCAUCACCGCCACCAUGGACCUGAUUCGGGAGGAUCUGGAGACGGUGUUCUACACCGAUCACAUCGUCUGGAUGGAGCGCAUCGAACAGCUGGCCGAGGUGUGGGAGAUCAGUACGACGGAAUUGCAGAAGCAUCAGAUCGUGGAAUUGUACGCCCAUGGGUGGGACGUCUAUGCCGAAGAACUGCUGGAGAAUAUCGUUCCCGACCAGGCGCUCGGAAAGCUGCUGCUAGCGAUUGCCGGUCGGCGAUUAACAGUCCACACCAAGGCUAACCCUCGCCUCUGGGGACAGGUGGCAGCCGUCGGGCCGCUGCUGACUGAUUAUCUGGAUACCCUCAUUUCGUCGGAGGGUCACGGUCCCCAGCUGCGUUUUGCCGAGGGCAACGAUGCUGCCAACGCAUCCGGACAGAUUGCCAUCGACCGGCUGGCGAAGCUGGUGGAAAAAGCAUUUCGCUGUUUGAGCACGGUGCAAACUUCCACCACCACAACGAUGACAACGAUGACGACGACGACGGCGGCGGCGGUGGCUUCGGUAAUGCCAUCCACAGCUACCGGCGGUAAUAGUAAAUCCAAAGAGCUACGGAUAGCGGGUUUGUUAUUCGAUGCGUGUGCUACCAUUAGUGAGUUGAGGUAAUUUUAGCGUAGGCGGUUAUUAUGGAAUUCGUGAAGACUAGUUACUGCGUGUCAAAAAAGUAUGCUCCUAGGGAUAAGCGCUCCGGUUAUAAACGGAUCUAUAUUUGCCGAGCUAAUUUACUGCUGAGACAGCGAGUCGAGAGUCGUUUUAUAAUUGCUUGCUUUUAGCGUUUCGGUGAUAAUUAGUUUCAAUUCCUAUCUGUUGGAUUGGACGUCAUUCGAUUUCGAACCUAAUAACUAAAGUACGGAAAGGUUGAAUUGAACAAAAUUGGCUCGUUUUAGAGUGGUCCGGAAGAAAUCGGAUCGGAAAAUCAUUUAGCGAAUCGGAUGGUCGGUAAUUCGGGAUUAUUAAGACACCCACUCUAGCACGAAGGUUGCUGAAUAGAAAUACGGUUGGAAAAAGUACACCAUUAUGCUGAGCAAGGAACAUAUGCGGGUUGAAUCGGUCUCUCUGAGUUUAAUAGUUUAAUAGGUUGAGUUUCCUCUAUGAUUUGGAAAAUGUCCUCUAUUAGAAUGAUAAUUUUGAUGUCCAUUGUAGCAUGAUUGGUGAUUAUUCACUCGCGAAACCUCUGUGGUGUAUUUCCCCACGUCGACGUGAAUAAUUUUCUCCGUUCGUGAAUAUUUGAGAGCUUGCAUUUUCUAGUUUUCGCUUGUAUUAUUUGUUGAUGCCUCAUUUUUCAAAAGCUUUUGGAUAGCAUCAUUCAUUUUGGGUAAUGUUCCAGCUUACCGAAUGAUUUUAGUUUCAGUGGCCUGCGUGCCAUUUAUGGCUUGGAGUUUCCCCCUCCUAUUUCAUGGUCAUAUCAUUAGCUCUAUCUACGGGGAUUUGUUCCCUUAUAAAAGUUGCAUUACAUGUCUAAAUUUAUAAUGACUUUUAUCAGUUCUAUUUCUGUGGAAAAAAUAUGAAAAUUAGAUGAGUCAGAGUGGGGUUCUGUUUGACACGAAAACAUUUCUCGGUGGAGGGUUGAAUUGUUGAAAAUUUGAAUAUGAAGCAUAAAAUUUGUAUGAAGCUAUCGAGUGAAACUUUAAUAGUAAACUUGUUUAGUACUUCCUUUUGGCCGCGCCACAUAGUGAUUGCCGAGCUCAUCAACGUAACCAUUUCGCCUGUUUCGUGCAUGUUAAUUUGAGGCGGUUUUUGGAAGAGAGUGAAGAGAGGAAGAGGCUUAGAGCCGCAUUUGACCUGAUGGGUCGGGUUUUAUGCCGGGAAGUGCGUGCUGUUGCUUAGGUACCAGACCGGUAAAGGAAAAUUACUAUAUGGUGAAGCUUGUUUUUUUUUUUUGUUAGGGAAUUAGGAUUACGAUUACGAUUACGAUUACGAUUACGAAUUAUUUGAAGAAAAUUUCUUAACAUUCUGAUCGGGGUACCUAUUGAUCUGUCAAUUGUUCUGCUGCGGUAUAGGUUUAAAAGUUUCUUUGCAAGUUUUCUCCUUCUUUCGUUGGUCCGUGUCAAAUUGAUCAGUAGCGCUUUAGCGGGCUUCAUUCAGACUUUUUGGACGCGACCUAUCCUCACUGCAAGCGGUCUCAGCCUCCGCACUUGCUGCAGCGUGCCUUGUUGCAGCAGUAGGUGGCUGUAUGACCUAACUGCUUGCAGUUUUGGCAAUGCAUGACCCGCGGUACGAACGCCUGUACGCCUACAGGCAGACGAACCCUGUCCAAAGAGAUGUAGUUCGGCAGUGCGGAUCCAGCGAAUGUUACACGGAAGGAAUCCGAAGGGAGGAAUUUCUUCUUCCCUUCUUCGAUGGAUACUGAAUGCAAUUGCUUGACAUCCAGUAUCUUUACAUCUUGAAUCAGGGGAUUCUUGAAGCAGCCAACCCCGUGACGCAAAAUGUCAUCGACCGUGAGGCUCCCUUCGGUAACCACAUCGUCGAUCUCCACGUCCUUGGCAGGGAUGUACACGCGAUACUCUCUCGUGAAGAGCUCGUAGCUAGCAAUUGCGUUUGCUUGCUUCAAGCUACUCACGACAACUCGCAGUUUGUUCGGUCUAACCUUUGUAAUUUCGGUUAAAUAAUGAUAAAAAUUCUAAAGUGAAUACUUCACCGAACGUCUAAGUCACGACCUCACGGCUGAUAGUAGAAUCAAUCGAGUGUCUCCGCAGAACAAACAAAGACGAUCCAGCUUCGUGUUGUGACACAGUGGCCGUAUCUUACACGCGACCUUGUAGAUGCCACUUGUAGUUGACUUCCACUCGCUCGAUCGUAUGGUGGUCCAUGCUGCUAGCGGGGUAUCAGCGGUGCGGGAGAAUUAUUCUUGCUGAUAUAUCAGUUGCGUAUCAGAUCACUGGCGGGGUAGCCUGCCCCUACCAGUGUGCAGAAGAUGUUUCUGCCGAUAUACUGCAGGCUAUUGUUAUCGCACAGCACAAGAACUAAUCGACUAAAAAACACCCGUACGAUAACUCGUGUAUUGUUAUUUUGCGAAUCAAACGGAGAUAAACAAUUUGCGUCUAAUCGAGACGAAAGCAAAACAACGAAUGAAGAAUCUUGUUGUAAAUAAUGAAUCUUUGUAAUUAAAGUGCACAAGUCUUUUUUGUCAUUAAAAUAUUCUUCUAACGUUUUCUUCAUCUCGACUCAUUCGGUGUGUACUAGCACGUCAUUAGCUCUGUCUGUCACUUUGUCACGAAUGAUGCUGUACCUUAAGGGUAGAGCAGUUGUUUCGUGCUCUGGUGUGAGGCAUAGUUUUUUCGCAAACAGCAGUUUGCUUUCGACCGAUGCCGACCGAUUGUUACUGUCACUACCUAAUCUGCAGGCACUGUUGGACAAAUGUGUGUGCUAUUUGAGGCUACUGCUGCCGCUAAACUCACUAUUUUCAAACGCUGUUGUUCUAAUUGAGCUAAUAGCUCAUCAUUUUUUUCUGAAUUUCUUCAGUCAUUUUUCAUGUAAACAUGCACUUUAACGAUAAAACUACUCUACGAUUUUGCCGUAAUAUUUUAUUCCCAAAAUUUUUGUAACGCUUGAUUGCUGAAACUAUUCGAUUGCGCCGUAUUAAUUUUCGUAACACUUGAACGAUAAGAGUUCACUAUUCGAUUACAUUAUUAUAUAUGCCUAUUAUAUAAAAAGAAAUUUAAUUUUUUUGUAAUAAUCAUUCUUUCUAUUACACUGGCCAUAAUAAUUCGAUUUUUAUUGUAAAGUGUUCGAAGUUUGAAUCAAAACGGUAUGUUUUAUUCAACUGUAUGUUGCUGAGGUGGAACAUUAUAUAUUUCCAUGAGUUCUAAGAGCAUUUACAUGAAUUCCUGGCUUGAAAAUAAAUGAAGGGACUCGUUUGCCAGGGCGUUUAUCAUGAUUCCUUAUUGUCUCUGUCAUGUGAACAGUUUAUUUCAACUCAACUAUUCAAUUUUAUUGUAGAAAAAAUCACUAUUCGACUACACUAUAAUAUUUUUAUUUUUAUAUUUUUUUUUGAAUAUUCAAUCUACUUACGAUCUAGGUCGCGGUAAGCCGCUGCAUUGGUUGAAACUCCGUUGGUUGCCGUCGUCGUGUGGGAUGUAGGUCUCCUAGCCGCGGUACCAGUGGUCCAGUGUUUACGAUCUGUCGCAAGUCCUUAAUAUUCCGUUGAGGAUGCUUUCUAGCGGGUGACGAUUUGUCUUCGUAUCUGCCGGUCAGCGGGCGAGUUUACUAACACUUUUCACUAGACUUUGACUUAGGAAAAUCCUAUUCAUCAAAAUGUUGAAGCUUCUUUUAAUCAAAAAUAUAGAGAUGAACUUAAAAGACGAAUGUGCCAUGAAAAUGGAAUAACUUUAAUUGAAGUACCUUAUACCAUAAAGGUAAAUAAUAUUGGAGCAUUUUUGUGUGAUCAACUAAAAAAAUGGUUAUAUUUAAACUUAAUCUGUUGUAUUGAUUUGUUUUGUUUUUUUUUUUUUAUGCUUAAAAAGCAUGAAAAAACGAUUUCAAAUUUUUAUUCACAAUCACCCAAAAUUUUAUUUUACUGUUUAAUAACUUUAUUCACUCAAGUCUGAAUCAUCAUCCAAAAUUUUGUUGGGUACUUUAGAACCAGUUUUUUUUAAGUAAAUGUUUAUCACGUGUUUGAGGUUCGGAGAAGUUAUCGUCGUCAUCAGAAGAGUCGUCUGUUUCAGAAGGAAACUUUUUUAGUAUCAUGUAUUGAUUUAGAAAAUACAUCUCUGAAGAAGAAGAUGCACUAGUUAUUUUUGCUUUUGGCUUGGGUUUAGUUUUUUUUUUAUUUUUAUUCUUCAGAAAAAUAUUCCAAAAUAUCCUCGACAUCGAGGAUCCAUUGCGCGAGAUUGCGAGGAUUUCCCGUAUAUUUGGGUAAAUCCGUAUCAAUUGCAAAUCUUCUGUUGUUUGGAGUUGGCUCUGGGGUAGGAUUUGUGUUUUGAUUUGGGUUUGGAUUUGGAUUAGCAUUUGCCAUUUUUAAAUUUUCAAGAAGCUGCACUAGUUGCUCAAUUUUUGUAUAACACUUUUUCUAACAGUCUAAAACGUUCACUGAGACUUAAUAUCUAACACUUUAUGCGGGUUUUUAUUUCACUUUUAUCGUUUUUUAUAUUUUUUUCACUUACAAUAAUACUAGGAGCAGGAUCAUCUCCCGUCGGGGCAGCGAUUAGACUCCGUAAACCCUGUGGAAACGAUCGGAUGAUUUCGUUUGACGAUACUUCCGUCGCCGGUCGCAGCCAUUAGAUUCCAAAAACCAAUUGUUGGGUAGCCUGGGUGUCUCUACUGGCGGACUCCGUCGCAGGAUUAAGUCGCAAUUCAACGUUUGAGUGCGUUUCCCUUGUAUUCUAUGAGCGGCGUGGACCGUGGUGACCAUUGCAUUCAUUAUUCCUAAAAUGGAUUUGGCAUGAUUUUCUUACCUUCAAUAGUUUUAAAAAAUGUCCUUCGAAUGCUUUUCUUCGCUUGUAGAACCUAGUCUCAAGCUUUUGCUAGGCUUUGUUCCUGAGUUUUCAAGAGCUUCAAUUGAAUUUUUGUUUGCUGGUUUAAACUGCUCUGAGCAUUUGCACACUGCUAGCAGCCUUUUCUGACUGAUAGCACGAUCGUUUUUUGGAUCAAUUUUGACUGGUUCUGGUCGCCAAGAAAAGAUUGUAGUCGAAUUUAAAACAUCUAACUGUUCGUUUACUGAUUGUGGGAGCCGGCGGAGAAGCCUUUUGCCAUCGUCUAUCACCGCCGCCCGAGCGUAGUGGGCGUAGAAUGCCAGCCUUCGGCUUUCUCUCCGCAGACGCAACCUCCAUGAGCGGUCUGCUUGUAGUUCGGAAUGGAAAGCCGUCCAGUUUUAAAGCCGGCUCUUAGGUAGUCUUUCUCGUAGUCCGCUCCUCGUUGGUAGUCCGCUUCAUGUCUGUACCAUGCGCAACUCUAUUUACCCUCAUGCAUUCGCUUGCAGAGUAGUUGAAGUUGAAUUCACUAGAUUUUAUUAUUAUGUUCUCUCUAUCACUACACUUACUUUGUCGCUGAUAUAAUAUCUCAGCCUAUCUCUACUUUAGAACUUUUAUCAAUUGUCUUAAUUUAACUUAGAGUAGCGGUUUUCGCGUUCCGUCGCUUCGUAAAUAACCCGACAAGUUACACGGUGCAUCGUGGACGCUUUUUUUAAAUUUAAUUGUUUUGCUUACAGGUGACGAACGGUUUAUCUGUCACCAAAGCCAAGCAAGAGACUUGGCUUCAAAUGUAAGCGAACUCAUAGCCUACUUUUAGAAACAGCUGAAGGCUAUGCUCUAGUAUCUUAAUUGUUUUCUGGGUGGACAGAACCCGAUAGAAGACUGGCUUCUCUCCGGAUUCCAAGUCAGCUAAUGUGACGGAACCAUGUGGAAACACGAGAGGUCUUAAAAGUUGUUGUCGACUGAAGCUGUAGGUUCUGAUUAAGUCCCGUACGAGUAUUGCUGAAAGAUACCAAUCAAUGUAGUUAGCAAAGCAUCUACCACAUCACUACCCGAUACCAAUCACUGUAAUCUGUAGUAAAAAGUCUACCACAUCAACGGAAGUGAUUUCUAUGCAAAAGUUAACGCGAAAAUUAUCUACCAUUGUAAUUAUUUAAUAAAACGUUCACCACCUCACCGGUGGUGCUCGCCAACAAUCAACAGUGCAUACUGUCCCGAACAUUUAAGUGGUUCAAAGUAACGUGUUUCAUCACCGACGGGCAGUUCGAGCACUGAGCUUUCAGUUAUACGACAAGCACUACCAACGUGUGGUAUCUGGCCAAGUUGGUACCGGUCACGUUAACAGAUAGGUGACUCAUUAAAUGUAGUAGAGUUAAGUCGUUGAUCUUAAUGGAACGUUUGUUAUAAAUGUGAUCCUUAACAUUAAUCUCCAAGUCAUUCAUAUGAAUAAGUGAAUGAUUUAAUAUCAUGCUCUUAUUUCCUAUUGACUAAAUAUCUCAAUAACUUGACAUUUAUGCCACGGUUAUUGAAGCUGGAGUGGUGUAACAAUGCACACAGUUCAACUGUUCUUGACAAAACAUCACUAACUAAAAUAUCAUGUAAAAUGCGAUGAUUUCUUCCUGAUGUCAAAACUGUAAUGGCAUACAACAUCUUCGGUAAUGCUUUUUAACAAAAAAAAAAAAAAAUAUCUAGCGGCGACUGUUGCUAUGUAGGAUGUCAGCAGUUCAUGUGUUCGAUGAAUAACUGCUAAGUGGUCAAAACUGAUGUCGCUCGAUCGUCAACUCGAGUAUUACUAAAAGACACCAAUCAAUGUAGUUAGCAAAGUGUCUACCACAUCACUACCCGAUAUCAAUCACUGUAAUCUGUAGUAAAAAGUCAACCACAUCAACGUGAGUGCUUUCUAAGCAAAAGUUUACGCGAAAAAUAUCCACCAUUGUAAUUAUUUAAUAAAACGUUCACCACAUCACCGGUGGUGCUUGCUAACAAUCAGUUUACGCAGAAGUUUAGCAAAAAGUCUACUACAUCAAACGAUACCAAUCCGCUGAAACUGUUGUUAGCAAAAAUUCAACAACUUCAUCGAUCAUGCUUUUUUUAUGCUGUUAUGCCAAGCAAGCGAAUGAUUCCUGAACUUGAUGAUGCCAUACAUUGUAAUUUUAGCUAAUAAUAAGUUCACCACAUCAAUCGCAGUCGAUUGGUGCUGAUUCUGUUUGGUACGGAAAAUCUAGAAAAUUUCGCUCGUGACGUUUCUCAGACCGUUCUCAGCAGUGCUCUGAAUAAGUCCAGCGUUUUCCUCUCCUUUUACCUUUAUUUUUUAGUUCUAAAGGCUACAAGUGACCUACAAGCAUAGUUGAUGCUAUUUAACAAAAAAAAAAAAAAAAACAAUUAAAAUAUAUCAAUCGUUGUAGUUCUCGUUAACAAAUAUUGUACCACGCGUCGUGAACUUUCGAGUGUUGUUCUCGAAAAUAAAAAUAAAAAUAGCUUGACUUACAUUGAAAUGGAUUGGAUGGAUUGAAAAAUUCAUUUGUUAGGUGAAUUUACACAGGUACUUAAGUACUACUUGUUUCACUGCUUGCUUAAAUGUAACUGACUAACUGACUGUUAUUAACAUUUAACAUUUAUUAUGUGACUGUGAAGCACUCUCUCAAAAGAGGAAGCAAUUCUUUGAUAAACACCUAAUACAACCAUUAGAUAUCUGGAUGACUUCUCCCAAUAAGGCAGUGAACUUUAUUCGUUCAAUAAUACCUUAUUGGGACGAUGCCUAUAUUCAGCAAGUGGAAACCAUUCGACCUAAUAGUGGUACGACACCCUGAUAAGGCUUACAUCAAAUAGGGGCCCGCCACAAAAGAUCAAAUCUCUGGUCGCAGUGGAAAAUGUACCCAACAGAAAAAAAAACUGGCUGUUCUAUAAUUCUUGUAAAGCUGCUGAUUGCGUGUCGAAUUGUUCGAUGGUGGACUAUUGACUAGUGGCGUGAUACUUUGUACCUUUGACUCGGCAGUUAUGCUGGAUCAGUGGGCAUAAUCAUAUAUGUAUGUUCUGUAUUUUUCGGCCCUUCUCUGGGAACAAAAGCUAAUAUGACACAAUCUAAAAUAGGGGUCCGCUACAUCUCGCCCCCACUUGAUGAGUAGUAAGUCGUCUGGAAGAGGCGACUUACACCGGGUUGUUUCGGGUACAAAAACAUAUAACUACUUGUGUCAUUACGAAAUAAAGCGCCAGGAUAGGUCAUUUCCGGAGAAAUUUAUUACGAAGUCACAAGGACCGCCACGGUCGCCAUUCAAUGUUUAUAAAUGUACGCCAUUCGUAGAAAACCUUUUGUUAAUAAAACGUUCAGGCCUCAUCUUUGAUCAAAAGUCAAUCCAGAAGUUAUCUAUCAGUGUAAUUAGUAAGAAGUCUACUACCUCAAUGUGUGCGCUUUCUAACAAGCACUGUUAAGUUUGUUAAUAAAACGUUCACCACAUUAUUGGUUAUGUGUUGACGGGUCCUGGCAUCGGUGAAAAUUUUCGUCAAAAGUCAACCCAAAAGAUUUGGGUUCUCGAUAACAUUCGAAAGUUUUUAAAAAAGGGUUAAUUCCAUGAACAUAUUUAAUUUUGUACGCAGACACAACUUGUUCGAUUAAACACUCGAACUAAAUUAAAUUCCUGUUCCACUCUAAAGGUCCUAACUACGUCCUAGCUACCUGGUCACACGCCUGCUACGUCAGGAGAACCGCAUCCGCUCAUGUCGCUGCUAGUGGGUGUCCGGUGAUGAUGUUUUGCUGGGUCAGGACAAGCAUUGUCCAUAACUAUAUAUCAGUGUAGCUUGUAGUAAAAAGUCCACUACAUCAACGGUGUUGUGUUUGUUUAUAAAACGCUCACCAUUGGUUAAGUUAAAGUGUCCCGGCAGGACCACUGGUCGUAGAAAAUUUGUCACAAAGGCCGCCACGGUCGCCAUUCAAGGUUUAUAAAUAUGCGCCGUAGAAUACCUUUCUCACGGCCUUCUGACUGUAAAUAAAACGUUCACCACAUCAUUGAUUAUGUGUUGAAGUGUCCGGGCAUUGAUGAUGCUUUUCGUCGAAAAGCAACCCAGAAGAUAUCUAUCAGUGUAAUUAGUAAGAGUUCUACUACAUCAAUAUCCCUAUGGGUAACGCAUAGUGAAGGUAGUAUUUCUUGGCCUGUCUCAAUUUUCGAGCUUAACUUUUUAGUACCCUCGGCUACCAACAGCAACAACAGCAUUAGAGCGCGUUCGAGAGCGUCUAAUCUACCGUAUUCUGUGUUUAGUAAAACCUGGUAGCAGAGGCAGAUGCUCCAGCUUAUAUUCCACCUGUUUUUUAUAAAAUUUAGCUCGAGGCUUAAAUUCUUCUGUCUGACAUAUGCUUCGUGACACCCUAACCACAUCAUUGUCUAUGUUAAAGUGUCCUGGCAGGAUCACUAUGAGGGAAUUCUCGUCAGAGAAACACUCCUCUCACUUCUAAAAGUGUGGGUUAUCCGAAGACCCAAAGCAGAAUAAAGGGCAUAAAAAUAACACUAUUCCAAGAGUAUACAACGAAAGGUUGCAGUCUGAAAUGAUUCUGGGAAUUGAAAUGUAUUUUUCCUUAUUCUAGUUAUCAGACCGCUACAUCUCCCCCUACUCACGAGUCGUAAGUCAUCUGAAAGUGGUGGCUCACGCUUGUCAACCGCUUCAUUUAUCUAAAGAUAUUUUUCUCUUUCCAAAACGUCUUUUUUAGUUUCAUUCGUUAUUAUUUUCCUGUCUUAUUCGUAUUUGCAUCAUAUUUUUCUUGUUCCUUUCUUUAUUUGUUUUGUUAUAAUCUCGAGCCGUAUUGGCUCGAGGGUCUUGAUACUUUCUUUUCCAUAUCCUUCGAUUUCGAAAUGCUAAUUCUCAGCCUCCAGGACUUUGCGUUUGAGCACUGAUUUUGCAAGACAGGAUAUCGAUUUUGACGUUAACUAGCUGUUCACUUUUCAAACGACAAAAAUGCAAAAUUUAUUACCUUCAAGGUCUUAGUUUAGUUUUUUUUUUUUGGCAAAGCUUCGUAUCCAAGAAUUCCAUCGGUGUAAGCGAAAUCAGAUUUUUUUUAUAUUCAAAGGUGUUAUUAUAAAUUUCACAUUUGAGCGUUAUUCACUAAAAUAGCAGCAACUGUUAGACUGUUCAACGAUAAGUCUACCCUGAAAGGUAUUUUCGUAAUUCUUGCUAUCAAAACGUCCCCAACAUCAUCGGUAAUAUCUCUUCGGUGUUUUUUUUUUACUGUAGUAUUGCGCUUGUCUUGAGCUUUUUUUGCCUACAUGACCCAGUAAAAAUAUCCCCUUUAAGAUACCAUUGACUCUAAUUUUAAUAAAACGUUUAUUAAAUCAAUAGUAAUGCGUUUUAGCAAAAAAUCUUACCAGAAGAAUUUUUGCCAUCCUAGAUUUCCGUUGAUUGUUUCGAACUUACAUUUGCAAUGCACUAAAGGUUAGUGUAGGUAAUUGUUGCUCACCUAGCAAACAAAAAAUCACCCCUUUGAGAUAGCCAUGACUGUAAUGCUAGUAAAACGUUUACCGUUUUCCGUAAUGUGUUUUAACGAAAAGUCUACUCAUAAGAUACCAUAGAUCAUUGUAAUUUUUGCCAUUAGAUAUUCCGCAGCAUGUUCGGAUACAAGGCAUUAGCACUUUUUUGUAGUAAAAAGUCUACUGCUUCUAUAGAGAUUAUCCAAUCACUGGAAUUCUGCUAUUCCGCUACAACUAGUAUUGUCUUUCUCUGGGAGCUUUUCUUACGUGAUAGAGAGUGUCAUUCCUAUAUGUUCUUUGAUAAGUUUUGACAUAACAACUAGUUAAAAUGUUCUUUGUUAGAAAAUUGAAAAAAUAUAUUUUCUUAGAGCUAUGCUCUUUUUUUAUUCGAUACUUGGUUGAGACUAAACCUUUUGCUAUGGUUAAACUCUAUUCUGGAACUAACAUACCUUUCAUCGACCGAAAUUUUAUGAUCCUUGUUGUCUGUUAUAAUAUAUGUAUCUUUCAUGAAAAAUAUCAAUACAUCACACUUGGCUUGAUAUUUAAUUUCUGGUGAGAGUGGUGAGAGCUGAAACUGUCCCACUUGUGGCACGAGGUCUCAAGUCUGGCAAUAUACAUUGCAGCUCUCCAAUGUUUGCUUUAAAAUACCAGAAACCUUCAAAUUUCACUCCUGCAUUUCCAAGAUUGUGCUCAAUACGUGCCAACCCAUGGCACUUGAGGAAUUCUCGAGCCGCUGCAUCUGCCAUAGUCGUUACGGUAAUCUGUUAAACGAACAAUACCGAUGUAAGGUAUUUUUUUAAAUUUCUGUAAAUAGAAGACACCAUUUUGCCACUAGUCGGAAACGAAAACUUGCUCUGUGUCUCGAAAUAUCACACGAGCAGACGGUUGUUGAAACCGCACCGAUAUAGGUUUGGUAGAUUUUUAUUUCCUUGAAACCAAUUGCACGACGGCCACUAUUCAACUCACAAACUCAUUUGACAGUUUACCACUUGUAAAAGAAAAGCUGAUGCAUUGCGAUCAGAGUUGCCAUUUAAAGCGAAUAUGUGUUUCCUAGAUCGGCACAAGUUUUAUAGUCAAAACGAUGAAAGAAAAGUUCAGUUUCUCUUUCACAGUUUUCAACAUAGAUUACGAAUGUUUGUGUUUUCUUCAACGGAUAGUGCUAGGAAAUGGUGAUAUGAUUUCAAGUAGCAUAUAAAAGUCUAGUAUCAACAUUUGUAUUAUACAUGAUGAAGAAAAAACAUGUUGUUGGCAGCUCUUGUCACAUUCUCUUUACCGUAUGCGCACGUCGGAUAUACUGAUACACGUACACCGGAUGAAUCGAAGAAGGAAGAAACCAGUGUCAUCCAGAAGUGAUGUCUAUGAGGUGUUAAUAAAGAGUUGUUUUAAAUUAUAGGUUGAAUUUGAACACUUUGUUUCACUCAAUGGAAAUCAUAGCUAACACUUUUUUCAAUAAAUUGUGUACCUGUAUGUUUAAAACUAAAACAGCGAGUAGUCUGGUUUUGCAUUUCUUGAAUUUACCUUUACCUUUUUUCGAAAUUAAGCAAUCACUUCUUUGUCUCUGUUAGCAAAUCACUGCUCAAUGUAUGCAUCACAACACAAAGAACAAUUUCGUUAAGUGAUUCUACGUUUUUGCAUCAAAGUUUCCCAACGAUUAUCCACUUGUUGCCAUUCAAAGCCAAACCCAAACGUAUGUUGAUUUUACCGCUAGUGUUGGUCUUUUCUGAAUGGCAAAAAGAUGGGUCCAUGUCCGGCCAGGUAUUGUUUGGUUUGUUUGAGCUAACUUAACUGUGUUCUGUUCAGUGUGGGUUGGGUUGAUGGUUUCUCUUUUCUUAAAGUUGAUGAGUCCUGCGGUUGAGAGCAGUUCUUUGUGCGAUGCAGAUUGUAAGUGUGGAAAAAAUGUAUACAAUUUAAUUACGGAGCGAAAAGCGACCGCUUCCGCUCCCUGUUGAAAAAACUGAAAUAUACAUACUCUACAGGUGAUUAUUUGGUGGAGAAUAUUGUCUAUUUAACUAUUUUAUCCCCAAACAUAUGUGAUGAUAUUCUAUCACAUUCUCAAUAUUUGCAUUUGUUUAGGGAAUUAUUCGCUAAGAAUUUUAACUUACAUUGAUGAACUAUUUUACUAAUGUUCUCUUCUUUGUUAACUUUGGGUUCGAUGUCUUAUCUUUUCGUAAAAACUCACAUUUAUCUAACUGGAUUUUCUUCCAAGUUAUGCCAUUCAGACGCAAACAUCAUGACCGCGAUAGUCAAACAAGUCAAAGCUACGGAUUGGUUAGUUACAGUGAAGGCCCAAGCACAAUGGAUACGUUUGCAUUGCGUUGACGUUAAUUUGACAGACAAUAUAUGGUCUAACUGUCAAAUUGCCGCAAACGCAGCCGCAACGUAUCAAUCGUGUUUAGGCCUUGAGACCUUCUCACUUCACAGCCGAACAGUAAAUAAGUUUCAUUUGUCUCUUCAAUAUUAAUUGUUUACAUAUAAGCGUGUAAGUUCUUGUUGACAUCUAAACUUGAAUGCGUAGAAUAGGCAAAAGUUCAUUUGUAAACCUCCUCCCUGGAUUCGUGUUGAUGUAAAAUCCAAUCAAGGAAUUCAAAGAAAAAUCAAACGCAAAGACAGGAAGUAAAGUUUUCCUGGCAGCAAGAAAAUAUUGUGUUAUUAAUACUUUAGAAUAUUGAAUGAGCAUUCCCAGGCCCAAGGAAAUUUUCAUAGUAGCAUGAAUCUCAACUGGAGAACCUGUUUGUGAAUGUGUUGACUGCCGGUGAGAUGCCUGAAGCAUCCAGCCUUAAGUGGUAAUUGUUAUAUAAGCUGCUACAAAUGCUGACUAAUUAUGCUCGAAGAAAGAAGAAGCUAAUAUCGCACAAUCUUUCCAGCUAUUUCAGCAGUUGCCGUUAACUAAUAAGCUUUUUUUGUCUCUAUAUAAGAUGAAGCAGUAGAGCUCUCAGAGUGUUUCACUCGAUCUUCUCAGCCCCACAAGGUAUAAUUGAAGCCGCUAUGACUGUUUGCGUCUGGCGCGGAAAUAAUUCUCUGAAAUCCGCUUUUUUAACAUUUCUAUUAAUAAAUCCACUCGUUUAGAAAAGUUCUAAACACCCUUUACAGAUUUUAUUUAAAUUAUUCAGAUUGGUUUUGACCAAAUUCGCAGACCGACCGUUUCUCGAAUGUUAAGUCCACCCAGAAUCACUUUGAACGAAGUCUGGCACGGUCGCCAUAUGAGAUAUAUGUUAUAAACCUUUCCCGGUUAGUUUCGAAAUCGAUUAGCAAACACUUUUUGACAAAACAAAUAUCUAACAAGCAAGCAUAGAUAACAAACUGAGGCGUCAUUUGAAGCCUGUUUAUUUCAAUCGUACAUGAUUAGUUGUGCCUAAAAAUUGCACCGAAAAAAAACACAGCGUCAGUUACAGCAUUAACAGCAACACAGUUGCCGAUUAAACUAGGAAUUAUUUGAUAUCAUUACAUAGUAGUUAUCGAGCAGAAAAAUAAGGGACUGUAAGCAUGAAAACAUAUAUUCACAUAAGCAUAGAGUGAAAUUAUAUAUUUCGAGAUUCCGAUUAACAAUUAAAACAAAUACAAUAUCUCUUGUUAUCUUUGAA